AGGGGGGUUAUAAGUAUACGUCCUGACGGGGAUAUGAACACAAGGCACCUGUUGCAGCUCUCCAGCCUCAAAACACGAGAACCUUAAGACUCGACUGCACCGAGUGCUGCUCUCUACAGACAUCCAGGAUGAUGAUGAUGAUGAUGAUGAUGGAUUCCUUUUUGUGCAAGACCCUGAUGACCUCAAUCAUCAUCUGCAUGGCUCUGCAACACGGCUGUGGACACCCCUUAUCAGACCGGCCGGAGCUGCCAGCUCAGGCUCCGCAUUCACAACAUGUCAGGACCAAGCGCUGCUCCUGCAACAGCUGGGAUGAUAAAGAAUGCAUCUACUUCUGCCACCUGGAUAUUAUCUGGGUCAAUACGCCGAGUAAACUUCUUCCGUAUGGUCUGGGAAGUCCCCUGUCUCGCCGCCGCCGCCGCCGCUCAACCGACCGUUGCAAGUGCACCGACGGGGCCGACAAAACCUGCUCCAGUUUCUGUCAAGUCAGCAAUCAGAAUCUGAGGACUGAUCCUGGGAGCCCAUUGGAAAAAUCUGAAAACGGAAUCAGCAACAAGUUGCUUGCGUCUUUCAGAUCUGUGGUUAAGUCCAACAUGGCCACCGCAAAAGGCAUUCCGUCACCGGACAAGAACACGGCUUCAGUCAACAGGCUCGAGAGCAGAACGAGGAGGUAGAGGACUGAACUAAAUAAGGAUUCAAACUCAUGGACAGGAGUCUCCUCCAGCGGCCUCCGGUGCCAGCACCAGUGUCAACAGCCUUAGCAACUCUGGGGAUGCAGAGAUGAAAAAGAUGCAAGGCACAGGAAGCAGUGGAUCAAGCAUCUGUUAAAAUAAACACAGCGUUGGAAAAUUUGGCAGCUCCCUAAGAUAGAAAUCCUUAUCGCAGAAGAUGGAGACAUUCACAGGCAUUUCUUGAACUCCUGAACUUUUUCUUCACCUCAUAACAGUCGGCACGCCAAGGAAGGAUCUUUCAACUCCAACGACGUGGGAACCGACUUCGGGACUGCAAGAAAAACUUGCAAUCACCCAAUGUUGACCAGCUAUUUGGUUACUCUGGACAAAGUUCUGGUUUGAUGGCUUCGUCUGUGAGGAAAGUUUAAGGUCCAGAACUCACGCACCCUGAGGAUUAUAGGAUUAUUACACAUUCCAGAGAUGUAUAAACUUGGAAGUUUAUUCAAAUGUCCUUGACACUAUAUGUUGCAGACCUUUGGUUUGGUUUUAACAUUCCUCUGUAUCAGAGCUGGAAUCUUGCCUAAUGUUUUAUGGCUUUUUUUAAUUAUGACGCUUUUUUUGAAAGUGGCAGCUUGAGCACUGCUGAUCAACUCCGCCACAGUGAAAUGAAGGUCACUUUAGGAUUUAUCUAACAAACAAUUGGCUUUAUACAAGGUCCAUUGUCAGCUCCUCAACACACUCACACACAUAGUACACUUUCUACCAGCAUAACAGUGACAGCGGGACUAUUGUGUUGGCUCAAGUGUUUUUUGCAUAGCUCCUCUUUAAUGUUUUGAUUGAAGAUAAGCCAAAUGUUUCAAUGAUGUGCAGCUUGCCAAAAAAAAUGCAACAGCUCUCUUCCUCCCUCUGACAAAUGCACACUUAACUUCUCUGCAUUAGUUCUGUAUCCAUUUACCCCGUCUGCCCUGUUUGGCUGCAGUCAUCAGGAACUGACGAGACCAAUCCACAUAAACAAAAAAAAAAACGUCAUUGUAACUUAGAAAAUAUUAAUCCUCCAUGCUGUAUAUGAUGGAAAGUUUAGAUGUUUACCGUUGAAUGAUUUAAUUUAUUUAUUCUCUAACUUAUUCUGAGAUGUAUUUAUAUUUGUGUGAACGAUGCACUGGAUUGUGCACCGGAGAAUAAAAGUGCAAGAACAAA
This is a messenger RNA of Scophthalmus maximus (turbot), 1865 nucleotides long. RefSeq names its product endothelin 2 (gene edn2). Gene Ontology annotation, cellular component: extracellular region. Bases 129 to 671 code for a protein of 180 amino acids. Gene Ontology annotation, biological process: regulation of systemic arterial blood pressure by endothelin; vein smooth muscle contraction; intracellular calcium ion homeostasis. Gene Ontology annotation, molecular function: endothelin B receptor binding; hormone activity. The record is from RefSeq and is a predicted model, not a curated record. Lineage: Eukaryota; Metazoa; Chordata; Actinopteri; Pleuronectiformes; Scophthalmidae. The transcript is spliced from 5 exons.